Molecule: messenger RNA, 1284 nt
Organism: Microthlaspi erraticum
Lineage: Eukaryota; Viridiplantae; Streptophyta; Magnoliopsida; Brassicales; Brassicaceae
Source: the annotation of a GenBank genome assembly
AUGUCUUCAUAUCCGAGGAGUUCUACCCAGCAGUUCUCUCCACCAUUGCCCCCCGUUUUCCAGGAUACCAUUACUCGUGAAGAUUUUGACCGCUUCAUGUCUCAAGAAAGGCACGGAUAUGAAAGCUCUACACCAAACUUCACCAUUGAUGACUUAGCACGGUGUAUAUCUCAACCACUUCCUCAACACAACCAUGGCAGUCGUAGUAGUAGGGAUGAUGGACCAUCCAAUACAGAUGGUCUCGAGGCUGAAGAAUCGACUGUGGAGACAUUAUGUUCGGUGGACCAUAUCUUGCAAGCUCCUGGUCGCACUAACAUGCGGAGACUCCAUCCAGACUGCGUUGGAAAAGAUAUUUGGUUCAGACGUGAUAAGACGGGGAGGAUUGUAAAGCAGUUGUUGAAAAUGCUUAAAUCUGAUAUUCCUCACCCUUAUCCUACAUAUAAUAGUCUCCCAAUGGAGGUUAAGAAUUGGUGGUUUCAAGCAUUUGCGCAAGAGUUCAAUUGGGACCCAAGCAUUACCGAAAUGGUCAGAAAUGAUUACACAACGCAGGCCGUUGCAUCUUUCAAAUCAAACUUGUCUAUGUGGAAGAGAAAAAUCAAAGCAAAAGCACCUGAUGACUUACCAGAGUGGAUGAAAGCGAAGAAAACUCUCUUUGACGGUUACAGGAAAAUGUGGGGGACUGAGAAAGUGGCAAAGACAGCAGCCACAAACUCGAGAAACCGAAAAAGCCCGAGAGACGGUUUAGGCCAAUCAAUACACAACAACGGAGCUAAAACCACAGAACGUCUAUGGGAUGAAUUGAGGGACGAAGCUGGAGGGAACGAGCCUGAUAUGCUUAAACUCAUUGAACUCAUGCACACAAAUAAAAAGACAGGUGUAAAGGACAAGAAAGUGGUACAGAUUACUGAGACAGUUAGGUCUCAGGUAAACCAGAUUGCUUCUCAACGGCAGAGUCAAGGAGAAGGCCCCAUGACACAAGCGGAGUUUAAUGCUGUUGUUGUUAGAAUAAUCUCAGCAACCUAUGAUAAACAAGGUCGACAUGGGUUGAAGAGGUUAGUGGAUAACAUGCACAUGUCUUUUCCAUGCAACUCUAAUGCAGCCCAUGAAGAUCACGAGCAACUGCGAGAGGAGGUGAAGACGUUGAAGAAGAUUCAAAUUGAGAAAGAUAAUCAAAUCAAAUUUCUCUUAAAAUGCAACAAGUUAUUCCUUGAUAAGUUAGGCAUUUGUCCACCGUCUCCUUUGUCAUCUCCAAUGGAGGAGGAUGAAUCAGAGACUCAAGAAUAG